Molecule: messenger RNA, 1533 nt
Organism: Eucalyptus grandis
Lineage: Eukaryota; Viridiplantae; Streptophyta; Magnoliopsida; Myrtales; Myrtaceae
Product: putative pentatricopeptide repeat-containing protein At3g18840
Exons: 5
Coding region: 1-1533 (510 amino acids)
Biological process (GO): RNA modification
Molecular function (GO): RNA binding; protein binding
Source: RefSeq, a predicted model, not a curated record
AUGCAGUUGAUGCGUGAUCGUCUUAAGUUCGACGAGUUUACUUUGACGGCGAUGCUAAACUUGGUGGCGAAGUUACGUGUGCAGUGUUAUGGGACACAGUUGCAUGCUUAUAUGGUGAGGACGGGGAAUGAUACGGAUAAGUAUGUCAUGAGCUCCUUAAUUGACAUGUACUCUAAAUGUGGGAGUUUCGGAGAAGCAUACAGAGUGUUCUGUGAAUCAAAAGCGGAGGUCGAUUUGGUUUCCAAGAAUAUGAUGAUGGCAGCUUGUUGUAGGGAAGGUAAGAUGGAAGUGGCUUUAGAUCUGUUCCAGAGAUUGCCCGAGUUAAAUGAUACAGUGUCUUGGAAUACUUUGAGUUCUGGCUAUGCACAGAACGGUUUUGAGGAAGAGUCCUUGAAUUUCUUUAUGAAAAUGAGGGACGCUGGAUUUGGGUGGAAUGAGCACCUGUUCGCUAGUGUUCUGAAUGCUUGCUCCAGCAUGCGGAAUUCAAAGCUUGGAAAGGAGAUACAUGCUUGGGUUUUGAGAGAAGGAGUGAUAUCAAAUCUCUUUGUUAAGAGUGCCUUGGUGGAUGUUUACUGCAAGUGUGGAAAUAUGAAACAUGCGGACUUAGUUUACGUGACGAUUGAGUGUGAGAACUCCUUUUCGACAACUUCUAUGAUCAUGGGUCAUUCAUCUCGAGGGGCCCUGGAUCCUGGAACACAAAUUCAUGCUUACUCACUGAGAAAAGGGAUGGAAAUGGAGGAGAAGCUGAUUAGUGCCACAAUCGACAUGCACGAAGAUCAAGCUAUGAAGCUGUAUAAAGAAAUGUUGGAGAGAGGAUUGAAACCUGAUGAGGUCACCUUUAUGGCGCUUCUAUCUGCUUGCCGUCAUAGUGGGUUAGUUGAAAUGGGGGAAAAGUAUUUCAAGUCCACGGUAGAAGAUUACAAAAUUGUGCCUGAAACGGAUCACUAUGCCUGUAUGAUUGAUCUGUAUGGAAGGGCAAAUCAACUAGAAAAGGCAAUGGAUAUCAUGAAGAAAAUUCCCAGAAAUUUGGAUCCUCUGGCAAAUGUAUUUGCAGCUGAGGAAAAUUGGGCGGAGAUGUGCAAGAUAAGAGAGAAAAUGAGAGGGAAGGAAACCAAGAAGCUUGCUGGCUGCAGUUGGGUGUAUCUUGAAAAUGGAAUUCUUGCAUUUACCUCUGGCGAUACACCACAUUCAAAAGCAGAGGUUAUCUAUUCAAUCUUGGAGUUCCUAUCUGCAGAUUUACGUGCACUACCCAAUUCAAGUGUUGGAAAGGUUAACUUGUUGAAAUCUACUCUCGUCAUGUUGCCGGUGAACACUGAUAUCAUAAAGCAAGUCAGGAAUCUAAAUGCUCAAUUUUCUGAAAAUGGAAGAACCAGGAAAGAAGAUCCACUUUGUGGAAGAAGACUGAUAGCCUGCAGCUGGGACUUUGCUGGACUGUCCACGGUUUGCCAAGCAAGCCACCUUAAUCUCCAAGGACUUCCUGCAUACAUGAUGGCAAAGAUAUUCAAGAAGUUACUGUCUAGGAGAAGCUUGUAG